AUGUUAGAGAAUCAAAUAGCUCAACAGGCUAGCACUUCAAAUAGUAAAGCUUUUGGGAAGCUUCCUAGCCAACCUGAGAAUCCAAGGGAGCAGUGCAAUGCUGUUACUUUAAGAAGUGGAAAGGUAAUGGGGGAAGAACACGAAAUUAAAGUAAAGUUGAAAGAAAAGAAAGAUGAGUAUGAGAGUGAAUCCACUUCAACUAAAGCUAAAGCUAGUAAGGAAGCAAAUGAAGAGAAAAAAGAUAAAAAGAAAAUUGAAGAGAAAUAUGUGCCUCUGCACCGUACAAGCCACCAUUGCCCUUUCCUCAGAGAGUGCAGAGCUAUAUUGCAGAACAAGCUCCCACCUAAGCUGAAAGAUCCUGAAAGUUUUUCCAUAUCAUGUCACAUUGGAGAAACAAGUAUUGAGAGAGCAUUAUGUGACUUGGGGGCUAGUGUUAGCUUGAUGCCACUUUCCAUAUGUGAGAAGUUAAAGGUUGGAGAUCUAAAGCCCACAACUAUUUCUUUGCAGUUAGCUGACAGAUCUAUAAAGUAUCUGGUUGGGAUUUUAGAGAAUGUACCAUUAAAAGUUGGGAAGUUUUUCAUUCCAGUGGAUUUUAUUGUACUAGAGAUGGAGGAGGAUGUAAGAAUGCCCAUCAUACUUGGAAGGCCAUUUUUAGCCACUGCAGGAGCUAAUAUAGAUGUAAAGAAUGGGAAAUUGAAGUUGACAGUGGGAGAGGAGGAAAUAGAGUUUAAUUUAUUCCAACAUUCCAAGGAACCAGCUGUGAUGAAUUCUUGUUAUAGGGUAGAUGUUAUAGAGCAUGAUGCUGAACCUGAAGUUACUAAACUAGAGGAAAAUCAAGCUAUUCCAAUGCAAUGCAAUCAGCAUAAAGUGCAAAAGAAAAAGUCAGCUUCACCAUCUCAUUUGAUUAACAAUGAAGCUUCAAAAAUUUUUGUUACUGUUCAUGCUACUGUUCAUGCUGCUUAA
Messenger RNA from Hevea brasiliensis (rubber tree), 963 nucleotides. RefSeq lists its product as uncharacterized. The transcript is spliced from 3 exons. The record is from RefSeq and is a predicted model, not a curated record. NCBI's taxonomy places the organism in Eukaryota, Viridiplantae, Streptophyta, Magnoliopsida, Malpighiales, Euphorbiaceae. The coding region runs from base 1 to 963 and encodes 320 amino acids.